Carassius gibelio (silver crucian carp) is the source of this 2648-nucleotide messenger RNA. RefSeq lists its product as uncharacterized. The transcript is spliced from 2 exons. Gene Ontology annotation, biological process: DNA integration. Lineage: Eukaryota; Metazoa; Chordata; Actinopteri; Cypriniformes; Cyprinidae. Gene Ontology annotation, molecular function: nucleic acid binding. The record is from RefSeq and is a predicted model, not a curated record. Bases 338 to 2248 code for a protein of 636 amino acids.
GACAACUGUUUAUCGCAUCCUGGCAAGCCAGUAUGAUCCACUCGGAUACAUCAUACCCUUUACUACAAGGGCCAAAAUUCUGGUUCAAACAUUAUGGAAGAGGGUUGAAAGCUGGGAUGAACCUCUACCAGCUGAUCUCCUUUCAGAAUGGCAUGCAUGGGAAGAAGAGCUUCCAAACCUACAAAAAAUAACAAUACCUAGGUGUUACACACCAGUAUGCAACAACACAUCCUCUACUCUCGAUAUACAUGUCUUCUGUGAUGCUUCAGAGAAAGCAUAUGGCUCUGUGGCAUAUUUACGGGCAGAAACGGAUGACUCUAUCCAAGUUGUGUUUAUCAUGGCGAGGUCACGCGUGGCACCUAAGAAGCAACUCUCUGUGCCACGCCUUGAACUCUGUGCAGCAUUGUCUGGGGCUCAGCUUGCCAAAACACUGAACUCCGAACUUACUCUUAACAUCAGACAGACAGUCAUGUGGUCAGACUCAACCACCGUGUUACACUGGAUAAAGUCUGAGUCAUGCACCUACAAAGUUUUCGUAGGCACACGAAUUGCAGAGAUUCAAGACCUUGUUGGAUGUGAAAACUGGAACUAUGUAGAUUCAGACAACAACCCUGCUGACGAUAUAACCCGGGGUAAGACCCUCACAGAUCUGUCCCACACCUGCCGAUGGAACCAAGGUCCAGAAUUUUUGCAACAGUCUCCAGACCACUGGCCUAUCCACCCCUCAGUGCCAGUGGAAGACUCAGAUGAACUCCGCAAAUCCAAAUUCUGCGGUAAUGUCUCAAUCAAUCAUACCUCUUUACCUAAUGUAGAUAACUGCAAAUCAUGGGACAACCUUAUCAUGACCACAUAUGAGUUUCUGCAUGGUGCUGCAGCACCCCCUAUGUCUGCCACAGACCGCAUAGAGACUGAAAUGGCUGUACUCAAACGUGCACAGACUGAAAGCUUUCCUGAUGAAGUACAUGCCCUUCAAGCCAACAAACCUGUGCAUUCAAACAGUCGAUUAAGUUCCCUUGCUCCAGCAUUAGACCCUGAUCUAGGCCUGAUUAGAGUUGGUGGUAGAUUACGGAAAGCUGCAACACUACCAGAGGAUGCACUUCACCCUAUUGUGCUGGCACCAGAACACCCCAUAACCAAACUGUUAAUCCAAGAUUUUGAUAACCGCCUGAUGCAUGCAGGUCCUGAAAGAGUCUUCGCUGAGUUAAGACGAACCUAUUGGGUUCUCAGAGGCCGUCAGAUGGUCAAAAAGCACCAGAGACAAUGUGCUGAAUGUAGGAAAUGGCGUGGCAAGCCUGUUAUACCUAAAAUGGCAGACAUACCAGUUUCUCGUCUGAGGAUUAAUCAGCCUCCAUUCUGGUCGACAGGGAUGGACUGUUUUGGUCCCUACGUGAUCAAAAUUGGCAGACGGCAGGAAAAGAGAUGGGGCAUAAUAUUUAAAUGUCUCACUACAAGGUGUGUACAUCUCGACUUGUUAUGCAACAUGGAUGCAGAUUCCUUUUUAUUAGCCCUCAGACGCUUCAUAGCAAGAAGAGGAAAGCCCUUUGAACUUAUCUGCGACAGAGGGACCAACUUCAGAGGGGGAGAGCGUGAGCUCUCUGAAGCUUUCGCAGAAAUGGAACCAUCCCUCCGAGAGCAGCUAGCCAACCAAAAAAUUUCCUUCAUAUUCAACCCACCGCACGCGCCUCACUUUGGAGGAGUAUGGGAGAGGGAAAUUAAAUCUGUCAAGGCUUCCCUCCAAGUUGUUCUGAAAGAUCAUACCUUCUCAGAGGAAGUCCUGAGUACAGUGUUGAUCGAGGUGGAGGGUAUCUUGAAUUCAAAGCCCCUGGGGUAUGUAUCGUCUGAUAUAGCGGAUCCAGACCCGAUUACCCCCAAUUUGCUGCUUAUGGGGCGGCGAGAUGCUUCCCUACCUCAGGCUGUCUAUGGACCCAGUAAUCUGCUUGGACGGCGUCGCUAUAGACACAGCCAAGUGAUCGCCGAUCACUUCUGGACCCAGUUCCUCAGAAACUACCUACCAAGUCUUCAACUUCGACAGAAGUGGCAGAACAUCACACCAAACCUAGCAGUCGAUCAGGUUGUAUUGAUUGCAGAUUCCCAACUUCCCAGAGCCCAAUGGCCUGUCGGAAAGAUAACCAGAGUCCUACCAAGUGAUGAUGGUGCAAUCAGAGCUGCUGAAGUGGACAUUAAAGGCAACACAUACAUCCGCCCUGUGGCCAAACUGAUUGUGCUACCAGAAAUGCCUGAAGAUUAGCUUGUAGCACCAGUCGCUAAGCUGGACAUUUUGUGGAGUUACAAAUUUCCUGUGUAAAUUUGUGGGGCGGCUGUACAAAAUUCCCUGCUUUACGCAUGCGCGAGUCCAGACUUGUCCAGACUUGUCUGGUGCAUGCGCAAAAGUUUUCAGUUAGACGCUACUGUCCAGCAUAAUAGUUUGAUACGGAGUUUCCCUGGCUUUAUUCCUUUAAAGUCUGUUUUUCCUUUGUGUGGUAUUGCUGUGCGUUUAUAACUCCAAACCACAUUUUGUGCAUAUUCACACAAAUAAACAUUCAGACUUGACAUGUUCACUCUGGAGUAGCUGCAGUUCUUUCUAACCGGAGAAAUAGGCCAGCUGAGUUCCAACCACCCAACUGCGCACAGAAUAUCCCACAAUAGUA